Cokeromyces recurvatus is the source of this 1194-nucleotide messenger RNA. RefSeq lists its product as uncharacterized. NCBI's taxonomy places the organism in Eukaryota, Fungi, Mucoromycota, Mucoromycetes, Mucorales, Mucoraceae. Bases 1 to 1194 code for a protein of 397 amino acids. The transcript has 2 exons. The record is from RefSeq and is a predicted model, not a curated record.
AUGAUUUCAAGAGUAUUUCGGUUCGAAACACGUCUAAUUAUAAGCGCAUCUUACUUUAGCUUUUGCACAAAGUUUAAUGAUUGUACUGAAAAGAGCGAUUAUGCAUCCAUUGGAGAAGCAUAUCCUUCUAUAUCUUAUAUUAUGGUUGAUAAUACCGAUAAUUUAAUAAGAAUGUAUCCUCAACCUUUAUUGAAACAAUUCACAGAUUUAGAUAUAAAGCCAAAUUGGAUACAUUAUGAUAUCAAUGCACAAUUUAAUAGCGAUGUUAAUUGGUAUUUUGUGGAUAAUCCUAAUGAAAUCAAUCAAGGUCAAACAGAUUUCUUAAGAAAUGUUAUACACGAGAUCAUUCAUGGACUUGGAUUUGUUACUUCUUGGUCAGAUAGCUUUUAUUCUGACUUGGCACCUUUAUUUCCGAUGAAUAUAAAUAAAUUUAUUACACCUUUCCUUCUUGCUUCAGCUGAAAACAAAGGCAGUCUUACGAACUAUCAAGCUUCUCAGCCAUUUUGGGGUUUUGUCGAAUUUCCAUUCGAUAAGUUCAUAUCCUAUACAACAUCCUCUGGUGAAUUAGAAUCCUUUACAAACAUCACACAACAGCUAAAUAAAUUCGGCAAUUCGAAUAUUAUGUUUAAAAAUACAGUUGAUUUAGCCAAUGCCUGGUAUAACUCGGAUGCAUAUCAUCAAGCCUCUCAAAUUUAUAUAAAGGCAAAUACAUCUCUUGAUGUAAUGGCAGUCGUUGAUAAUGAAUUGAAUAUUUGGCUUGAAACGGCUAUUCCAUUUUUAUCAGGAUCGUCUCUAUGUCAUGUCUCUGAGGCCAUCUAUUUAAAUACCUCAGACUAUCUCAUGGUCUAUUUUGCUAAUAAGGGUGUUGAUCUAAGUCAACUAGACUCUUUAUAUCCUGAUGGUCCUAUUGGCCCUAAAUUACGUACCUUAAUGGGUGCCCUUGGAUAUCGAAUGCACAAUACAUCCAUCAAAACAAUUCGACCCAACUUAUCAUACUGGUCUCCAGCUCAAGAUUUAGUGGGGACAAAGUCAAACCCACAACCUUCUCUUAGUGUCUAUACAAAUGGACCUGCUCGUAUUCCUGUAGCAAAUAAAACACCAAUCUCUGAACACGUUAGUUCUUCUGCUACUAGGAAUCCAACUUAUCAUCAUGUAUCGAUUUUAAUUGUUUUUAUUGCCUUACUUUUAAUUUAA